Phragmites australis (common reed) is the source of this 417-nucleotide messenger RNA. RefSeq lists its product as uncharacterized. The record is from RefSeq and is a predicted model, not a curated record. The transcript is spliced from 2 exons. NCBI's taxonomy places the organism in Eukaryota, Viridiplantae, Streptophyta, Magnoliopsida, Poales, Poaceae. Gene Ontology annotation, molecular function: acyltransferase activity, transferring groups other than amino-acyl groups. The coding region runs from base 1 to 417 and encodes 138 amino acids.
AUGGCUGGCGCAAGGGAGCCAUCGCAGAGAGAUAACGACACGCAGGAUCAAACUAAGUACUACAGGGUCGUAGGCGCCGUGUCCGUUGCGCCGACGGCGGAGCGGUGCCGCGGGGAGCUCGGGUACGUUCUGGCCCGCGCGCACUGGGGCAAGGGCGUGGCGACGGCGGCCGUGCGGCGCGCGCUGGGGGCCGUGUUCGCAGAGGUGGGGAGGCUGGCGCGCGUGGAGGCGCCAGUGGACGUGGAUAACCCCGCGUCGCAGCGCGUGGCGGAGAAGGCCGGGUUCCGCCGAGAGGGCGUGCUGCGGGGACAUGGUCUUGUGCAGCUUCCUCUCCUCCGACCCUCUCCCCGAGUGAUCCUUGGCUCCAUGCCUCCAUGCAUCUCGACUCAACUGCAAAUUCGAGACCGAAGCAUUUAG